Molecule: messenger RNA, 1494 nt
Organism: Strigops habroptila (Kakapo)
Lineage: Eukaryota; Metazoa; Chordata; Aves; Psittaciformes; Psittacidae
Gene: GLOD5
Product: glyoxalase domain containing 5
Exons: 3
Coding region: 1-474 (157 amino acids)
Source: RefSeq, a predicted model, not a curated record
AUGCUGGUUCCCAGCCCCGAGAUAAUGUCUUGGAAGGAGGAGCGUAUGAGUUCACCCUCAUGUUUCAUCCAGCGCUUGGACCACCUUGUGUUGACUGUGAAGAGCAUUGAGGACACCGUGGCCUUUUAUUCCAAAGUCCUGGGCAUGCAGGUGGUGACUUUCAAGGGAACUCGCAAAGCUUUACAUUUUGGCAACCAGAAGUUUAACCUGCACGAGGCUGGGAAGGAGUUUGAACCCAAGGCUCGUUGCCCUGUCCCUGGCUCUGCAGAUCUCUGCCUUAUCACAGAGGUGCCCCUGGACCAGCUGCAGGAUCAUCUGAAGGCCUGUGGGGUGCUUAUUGAGGAAGGUCCCGUGGCCAGAACUGGUGCCAUGGGUCCAAUAACAUCCAUCUACUUCCGAGACCCCGAUGAGAACCUGAUCGAGGUUUCCAGGUACUGCCCAGAUGCGACUGCAGCCCACAGAGGAGAACCCUGACCACAGCCUGUUCUGUGCCUGCAUCCCAGCAGUCGGCAGGAUGCAGAGGCCAGGCUUUUGGUGGCCAGUUUACAGGUUCAAGCUUUUAUUUUGCAAACCUAGGACGAGGCUCAAAUGAAUAAUUUAAAAAGCAAUCCCACGAUUAUUUAAAAAGCAUAAAACAAUAAGGAAGGACUUGGGGGUUUUCAAGGAGAGCAGUUCCCCAGCUGGCCACACUGCGGUAGCAAUGUUAUCAUCACUGCUGGAAAGCAGAGAGGCCUCUUCUGACCUCUACAGCCAAAAUCCUCUCUAAAAUUGAAAUAAUCCCUGAACUGUGCUAUUUUGUGGGUUUUUUUCUGCUGGCAUUUCUCGGGAAAUCCAAAUUGCUCCGUGCAAAAAUGCUAGUCCCUAAAAACUGCAGAGCUGUGGAUUGCCAUAGGUGGGGGCUGAGGGAAGGAAGGUUCUCCCAGCUCCAGCUGAGGCUGAGCCCCUGUGGGAGCCAAGGACAAGCUGGGAGGAAGCCGCAGACAUCUCACAGCGUUACCCUGGGAACGGGGACGGGGGGGGACCCUGGGGGGGGACCCUAGGGGGGACCCCGGGACAGCGGAGCCCGCGCGGUCCUAGAGCCCGCGCCCCGAGCGGCGGCCGCUCUCCAGGGUGCUGAGCGCGGCGGCGGCUGGCCCCGCCCGGGCACCCUACGGGUGGGUCCUGCCCAUGGGUGAGAACUGACCACGGGCUGGUCCUGCCGAAGGGUUGGUUCUGCCCAUGGGAUGCCAUGGGUGGGUCCUGUCCACGAGUGGGUCCUGCCCACAGGAAAGGGCUGAUGGCAUUCUGCUCCCGCCAGCCCUUCUACAGCUUUCCUCCGCUCUCCACUGGCCCGGGCUUCUUUGUGGCCAAGUGCUUGUGCCAGCAGAGCCCUAUUGAUUUCUGGUGUGGGACUGUAGUUAUUGAUUGAUUACCAACACGGAUUCUGCUUGUCUCUGCACUGCAAGUGUCCUUUCAGUCACUGAGCUUGCUACCAUAAAUACGUUUGUGGAGAAA